Hemicordylus capensis (graceful crag lizard) is the source of this 581-nucleotide messenger RNA. RefSeq names its product coiled-coil domain containing 200 (gene CCDC200). Lineage: Eukaryota; Metazoa; Chordata; Lepidosauria; Squamata; Cordylidae. Bases 125 to 409 code for a protein of 94 amino acids. The record is from RefSeq and is a predicted model, not a curated record. The transcript is spliced from 4 exons.
CAGGAGGGAGCUUCCAGCGUCCCUUUAGUUGCCUGGUAUCCCAGCAUUGUGAAGCCCGACGUAGCGGCACCGACGGCACAACCGCGGCUCUUCGUGGCCGACCCCCUGGGUUACAGGCAACACAAUGGCCGCCUAUCACUGGGAGGCGAGGCGCAAGCAGAUGCAGCUGGAACGCCGGCUGCUGCAGAUGCAAGAGAAAGAAGCCAUUGAAGGAAAGCAGCACCAGCAAGCUAAGGAGAGCAAAGAAAUGCAGUCUGAUCAGCUGUGUCCCUAUGCUGUAUCCCCGGAUCUAUUAUCACAUGAGGUCCCCAAGCAAGACCGGUGCCCAUGUAACACUGACCAUGUGCCGAACCAUAGUGGCAAACUGCUGAAGAGGUACUCUGAUUCAGAGUACAUACAGCAGUGGUAAUGACUGAACAGCUGGCAGCAGCAAAAACCCUCACCUGUAAUUCUGAGUUGGUGGACAAAGGAUCACCCAUUUUUCUGCUAUAAGAAGUCCACCAGAAUGAACAAUGAAGAGUUCCUGGCUGCACAAAUGGGGGACCUUUCCUAUCGGAGAAUAAAAUCUGGGACUUCAGAGA